Messenger RNA from Gadus morhua (Atlantic cod), 2127 nucleotides. It is a transcript of the gene afg2a, whose product is annotated as AFG2 AAA ATPase homolog A. Lineage: Eukaryota; Metazoa; Chordata; Actinopteri; Gadiformes; Gadidae. Gene Ontology annotation, cellular component: cytoplasm. The record is from RefSeq and is a predicted model, not a curated record. The coding region runs from base 1699 to 2031 and encodes 110 amino acids. Gene Ontology annotation, molecular function: ATP hydrolysis activity. The transcript is spliced from 3 exons.
CUACUAUCUGUCUCUCUCCUCUGUCCUCCUCUCUUCUCUAUCCCUCUCCUCCUCCUCCUCUCUCUCUCCUCUCCAUCCAGUAUGUGGAAGGUCAACAGUCCAUCUUCUCCUGUGAAACGGACACUGUGGAGGAAGAGUUAAAGGUUGAUUCUAUCGAUGGUCGUUACCCUUUAUCUUUCAUAUAAUCGUGGCUGUGUUGGCGUAGGCGUGUGUGCAUGUGUUGAGUGGGUGUGUGCGUGCCUGCAUUGUGCACGUGUCUCUGAACUACUGUAAACACACAAACAGUACGAGGUGUACCAGACACACUGCGUCACAAACACCGACACAGCUGCACCCACACCUGAGAGGAAGGAUGAAUGUGUGUGUGUGUGUGUGUGUGUGUGUGUGUGUGUGUGUGUGUGUGUGUGUGUGUGUGUGUGUGUGUGUGUGUGUGUGUGUGUGUGUGUGUGUGUGUGUACAGAAACAAACUGCAAACUAAAACGAGUUGCAAAACACAUCCUGUUGUUGCUGGCGGUGGGUUCGCCAGAGGUUAGCUUGUUGACGCUACCUGGGCAGCGCCACCUGACCAGGGUGACAGGAAGUGAUGCGGGCGCUGACGCUGAUGUCACAUCCACACAAAGCACCGGAACAUUCUAAAUCAUCCUGGGAGCUGUGAAACGUUUUUAACCAUUUCCCCUUCGUGGGUCUGUUGAGGCUAAUGUUGUUAUUGUCACGGCGAUGUGCGUGUUUUGUGUCUCUGAAUCCAGGAUGCUGUACUAUUCUUACAAGCUAAACAUAUCGGGCCAAACUUAAUUCAGUCUUGUACUUACCUAGCGUGAUGUAGCACACUUGUAUCUGUUCUGCCAAGAACUAUGUAUGUUUAAUGUUGUAUGUUGUCCGUCCUGGAAUUGAAUGUACUCACUUAUUGUGUGUUGUACGUGUCGUGCUGGCACUUAAAAAUAGUACUUAGCAUCGUGUAGCAUCUUGUCCUAUCUUUGUUGUCUAUGGGGACUAGGUUAACCUUAUGAUUGUUAGUGCUUGGCACAGAGAUAUAAUGUUGUUCCUUUCUUCCGACAUAUGUACUUUUUGUAAGUCACUUUGGAUAAAAGCAUUGCCAAAUGCCCUAAAUGUAACUAGCUUGCUAACCAAUUUAACAGUUGAGACUCAGUUGAUAGUCUUUUUAGCUAGCUAAUUUAACUUGGACUAAGCUAAUGCUAGCUGACAUAUCAAACUCUUGCUGGCUAGCCAACAUAACAGACUCUUCCACUUGAUAGCUAGCUAAUUAAGAGCCAUUCCACUCAACCUAAACCGUGUCCAGCCCGCUAAUGGAGGCUAGCUCUGAGUGUCCGUCCGUCCGCCUGUCUGCUCAAGAGAGGGGCCUGCCACCUAAUGCCGUCUGACAGCCGAGACGCAGGCAGCUCUCGGUACUCUAGGGCUGUUUGGGGGUCACAGAGACGUGGUCUCCAGUGUAUGUGGAGGGUUUUAUCAGAUAAUGUCCACAUUGUGUCGCAGGCUAAGGGGUUUGUCCGCGGCAGUGACAGGGCGGAUUGGUUCUAACACUAUUGGAGAGGUACUUGGCAGGUCACCUGCAGCAGCCACAUCUUGGUACACCUGACCUGAGACCUGAAAGGUUUUAAUCAGACGAGGAACUCCUGGAAAACAAAGUGGCUGGUGGCUGGUUUCCUGGUUCAUAACUUCAAGACAGACCGUAAGGCGCUGAUGAGACCGGGCCGUUUGGACCGCAUCGUGUACGUCCCGCUCCCAGACGCCCAGACCCGCCGUGACAUCUUCAACAUCCAAUUCAGGAACACGCCGGUGUCCCCCGACGUCAGCCUGGACCUCCUGGUGGGCCGGACAGAGAAGUACUCCGGAGCCGAGAUCUCGGCGGUGGUGCAGGAGGCCGCUCUCCUGGCCCUGCAGCAGGACAUCGCGGUGCAGCAGGUGACGGCGGACCACCUCCACGCCGCCCUGCAGGUGGUCCGGCCCCGGGUCCCCGACUCCCUCCUGCAGACCUACCGCCGGUACCAGCAGCAGAGCCCCGCCCCCUUCUGAGGCCCGCCUCCCAUUGGCCCGGCCCAACCACCUGACCUCAGUGUGUGAAUAUGUGAAUAUGUUUCAGCAGCAAUAAAAAUACAUUAUAAAAAAUGA